Messenger RNA from Chaetomium fimeti, 12276 nucleotides. Its product is annotated as putative hybrid PKS/NRPS enzyme. Gene Ontology annotation, biological process: secondary metabolite biosynthetic process; fatty acid biosynthetic process. The record is from RefSeq and is a predicted model, not a curated record. The transcript has 3 exons. Lineage: Eukaryota; Fungi; Ascomycota; Sordariomycetes; Sordariales; Chaetomiaceae. The coding region runs from base 4 to 12276 and encodes 4090 amino acids. Gene Ontology annotation, molecular function: 3-oxoacyl-[acyl-carrier-protein] synthase activity; fatty acid synthase activity; phosphopantetheine binding.
AACAUGGCUCAGACGCCGCUUGAACCCAUUGCCAUUGUUGGCUCCGCCUGCCGCUUUCCCGGCGGCGCCUCCUCGCCAAGCAAGCUCUGGAAGCUGCUCAGGGAACCCAAGGACGUGCUCGGGGACUUCCAGUCGACUUCCCUCAGACCUAACCUGUCGGCGUUUCAUAGCGAGAAUGGUGAACAGGCUGGUAGGACCGAUGUUGUAAGCAAAGCAUACAUUCUUCAGGAGGACGCCAACGUAUUCGACGCCGCCUUCUUCAACAUCAGCCCUCUAGAGGCGGCCGGGAUGGACCCGCAGCAAAGAAUCCUCCUAGAAACCGUCUAUGAGUCCUUCGAGGCAGCCGGCCACCCAUUACACCGCGUAAAUGGCUCCCCAACCGCUGUUUUUGUCGGUUCCAUGACGGCCGACUACUACGACAUGCAGGUCCGGGACACCGAGACGAUGCCGCGGUACAACGCCACCGGCACGACCAAAAGCAUCCUAGCGAACCGAAUCUCAUACUUCUUCGACCUCAAGGGGCCAUCUAUCACAGUCGACACGGCGUGCUCAUCUUCACUUGUCUGUCUUCACCUGGCCGUGCAGAGCCUGCGGAACGGAGAGUGCGAGGCGGCCGUUGUGGCGGGAUGCAACCUCAUCCUCGAUCCCGUCAUGUUCCUGGCCGAAAGCAGCCUGCACAUGCUGUCCCAGGACUCUCGCUCCCGCAUGUGGGAUAGCGCGGCAAACGGUUACGCCCGCGGCGAGGGUGUCGCGUCGCUCGUCAUCAAGCCGCUGUCAAAGGCUCUCCGUGACGGUGAUCACAUCGAGUGCCUCAUCAAAAACACGGUUGUCAACUCAGACGGCCGUACCAAGGGUAUCACCAUGCCGAGCCCGACGGCCCAGACAGCCAUGAUCCGCAAGGCAUAUCUUGACUCGGGGCUCGACCCUGUCGCCGAUCGGCCGCAGUUCUUUGAAUGUCACGGCACCGGCACGCUCGCUGGUGAUCCCGUCGAGGCCCAGGCGGUGCAUGAUGCCUUCUUCCCCCUUCCCGGUGAAAUCAGAGGAAGUAAGGACGGCGGUGGUAAACUUUUCGUCGGCUCCAUCAAGACCAUCAUUGGCCAUCUCGAGGGUUGUGCCGGUAUCGCGGGCAUUCUAAAGGCCUCGCUGUCGAUCCAGAACCGGACCAUCUCACCUAAUAUGCACUUCAACGACCUGAAUCCGGCCAUAGCUCCCUUCUACGGCCACCUUGAAAUACCCACGACGGCUGUUCCCUGGCCUGCGACAGUCGGAGGUGGUCCGCUACGAGCAAGCGUCAAUAGCUUUGGCUUUGGAGGCACAAAUGCCCAUGCGAUUCUGGAGAGCUACGAGCCCGAGCCUGAGCCUAAGCCUGAGCCGACGAGUCUCUCCAUGGCUUUAGACGACAGUUGUUUCGUCGGACCUUUUCCUCUCUCAGCCCAGACAGAAAAGUCUCUCGCCUCGGCCAUCAAGGAACUCUUGCAAAGCAUCAAAGACAACCCUACGUUGAACCUAUCCGAGCUGAGCUGGCUCCUGCAGACUCGGCGGACCGUGUUUCCAGUCAAGACAUUCUUUUCCGGCACAAGCCGAGAGGGCCUCGUCGAGUCAAUGCAGCGCCACCUUGACGAGGUCGCCGACGGACGCAAGCCCGCCGGUCUCAACCCACGUCUGGUCUCGCAGCCUCCCGAGAUCCCCGGCAGCCUCGGCAUCUUCACCGGCCAGGGCGCCCAGUGGCCCUCGAUGGGUGCCGCUCUUGUGCAGUCCUGCCGCGUCUUCCGGGAGGCCAUCGAGAACUGCGAACGAGCACUCGCCUCCGUCCCCGACCCCCCGUCUUGGUCCCUCAAGGCUGAGCUUAUCGCUGCCGCCGGCGAGUCCCGUCUCUCCGAGGCAGCUCUCUCCCAGCCCCUGUGUACCGCCGUCCAGAUCGGUCUCGUCGACCUCUUGUAUGCCUCUGGCGUCAGGCUGGACGCCGUCGUGGGACACUCAUCGGGCGAGAUUGCCGCCACGUACGCCGCUGGCAUCAUCUCGGCCUCCGACGCAAUCCGCAUCGCAUACUACCGCGGCCUGUAUGCUCGGCUCGCUCACGGCACUGAUGGGCAAAAAGGGGCUAUGAUAGCUGUUGCCAUUCCGUACGAUGCCGCCAUCGAGUUCUGCGCCGAAGAGCCUCGUGCCGGCCGCAUCGCCGCCGCGGCCAGCAACUCGCCCUCUAGCGUCACCAUGUCGGGAGACGCGGACGCCAUCGAGGAAGCUAGGCAGCAUUUCGAGAAACACAAGAUUUUUGCUCGGCCACUGCGCGUCGAUACCGCGUACCACUCGCACCACAUGGUUCCCUGUGCCGCCCCUUACCUGGAGGCCCUGAAGAGAUGCGACAUCACCGUCAGACCUCCCCGUGAGGGCUGCAUCUGGAUCUCGAGCGUCCGCGGAGACAUCGACCUCCUCGACGGCGACCUGCAGUCGCUCCGGGGAGAGUACUGGGUGCAGAACAUGGUCCAACCCGUGCUGUUCUCGCAAGCCCUGCAGACCUCGCUCUGGUGUGGCGGACCCUUCGACGCGGUGCUGGAGGUCGGAUGCCACCCGGCGCUCCAGGGACCCGCCAGCCAGACCUUCCACACGUCCCUCGGAACUGUGCUGCCGUACACCGGCUUGAUGAACCGCAACCAAGACGACCGAGAGGCCUUCUCGGAAGGCAUCGGUUUCGUCUGGCAGACCCUUGGUCCAGCACACGUCGACUUUGAGCGGUACAGAGCGGCGUUCCAGGAGGCGGGGACCUCAACCCGGGCUCCGGCGCCGAUCAAGGGUCUUCCGUCGUACCCUUGGGACCACGAGAAACCCCACUGGCGCGAGUCUCGCAUCUCUCGGCGGUACAGGUUGGGCCCUGCAAAGCCCUACAGGUUGUUGGGCCGUCGGAUGCCCGACGACUCGGACGUCGAGAUGCGCUGGCGGAACGUGUUUCGCCUCGGCGAGCACCCCUGGCUUAAGGGCCACCAGUUCCAAGGCCAGGCCGUCUUCCCGGCUGCUGGGUACCUGUCUAUGGCCUUGGAGGCCACCAUGGCCUUUGUUGCCGGCAAGAGUGUCCGCCUGAUCGAGAUCCGCAACUUGGCGCUGGACCGCGCGCUCGUCGUCGAGGAUAACCAGUCCGGCGUCGAGGUGGUGUUUUCCAUGUCCAAGACCCCCGGGCCCCGCCAGGCGCCGGAGAAGGAGGUGGAUGUGAUCCAUACCGACAUCAGCUGCCAGAUCUGCACCGACGAGGUUGCCGGGGACCUGGUGCGCACCUGCUGGGGUGAGGUUCUGAUUCACCUCGGCCCGUCAUCUGGCGAUGAGUUGCCGCCUAUGGCGGAGCAGAGUCGUCGAAAGAAGCUGCGGCCGGUUGAUAUUGACGCUUAUUACGACUCGGUCACGGCUCUUGGUCUGAACUACCAAGACCACUUCCGCGGCCUACACAGUGCAGAGAGGACCCUGGGCCACUCAAGGGUUCGUGCGCUCUGGCCGAAGGAAGUCGAUCUCGACUUUGGGAACGCGCCGCAUCCGGGAUUCCUGGAUACCGGUUUCCAGUCGCUGUUCAUUGCCUAUGGGUCGCCAACGAGUAAUCAGCUCUGGGCGCCAUACCUCCCCGUGGGGAUCAAGCGUGUCUGCUUUGAUCCCAAUGUGGACUAUCGGUGUUCGGAGGGAGCAAAGACGGAUCUGGAGGCCUUUGUCACCCAAGGCACGGCUAAGACUCUUCAGGGGGAUAUCCAUUUCUUCACCCCUCUCGAGCUCGGGGGUCGUUGCGGGAUCCAGGUGGAAGGGAUCGUCUUGAACUCGUUCGCCGAGACGAGACCGUCCAACGACCGGCUCCUAUUCACCAAGACGGUCUGGAAAUCCGACAUAUUGGGCGGGUCCACGGACGAGGAACUGCUACGUCUAUCGCAAGACGCCGGUGGUGGCGACGCGCCGCUGAUCGAAGCCAUGGAGCGGAUGGCACUUCACUACUUCCAACGUGUCCUCGCUGAGAUCAAGCCCGCAGAGGUGAGUGACAUGAAGUGGCACCACCGACAGCUGCACAAGGUCAUGGAGAUGCACAUCGCCAACACCCGCGACGGGACACAUCCCAGCACCAGGCCGGAAUGGCUUACGGAUACCAAAGAAGACAUUGCCUCACUGGUCCGAGGCUUUCCGUCUGAUCAGAUAGAUAUCUGUCUGGGCCGAGCCGUCGGGGAGAACCUGGUCGACGUGAUGCGCGGCAAGACCGAGAUGCUGCAGGUCAUGAUCGAAGACGACAUGCUCAACCGGCUGUACAUGGAGGGCUGCGGCUUCCCCUUUUUGAACGAGUACAUCUCGGCCGUAGUCUCGCGCAUCGCCCACAAGCAUCCGCGGAUGAGCAUCCUCGAGAUCGGAGCCGGGACGGGCGGCACCACGCGGAAGCUGCUCGACGUUAUCGGGCAGACCUAUUCGUCGUACACCUACACUGACAUCUCGGCGGGCUUCUUUGAAACGGCGGCCGACAAGUUCUCGGACCACCGUGACAAAAUCACCUUCAAGAUCUUGGAUGUGGAGAAGAGCCCGGCCGAACAGGGGUACACGGAGCAGGCCUACGAUCUGAUGGUGGCCUCCAACGUGCUGCACGCAACCAGGAGUCUCAAGAAGACACUCGAGCAUGCACGGUCUAUGCUCAAGCCGGGCGGCUACCUGGUGCUGGGCGAGGUCACCGGCCAGCAGCUGCUCCGCAUCCUGCUCUUCAUGGGCGGUCUGCCGGGCUGGUGGCUCGGGGUGGACGAGGGCCGUGACACCGGGCCGGGGGCUACUCUGGUGCAGUGGGACCAGCUAUUCCACGACACCGGCUUCUCCGGCGUUGAUAUCAGUGCCCUUGACAACGGCGAUGCCACCAUCCAUUCCUUCUCCGUCAUUGUGACGCAGGCUCUCGACGACGACUUCCGACUGCUUCGGGAUCCGCUUACAUGGGACGAUGCGGUAGAGAGUGCACUCGGUGCAGUCAGUGCAGGGAAGCUGCUGAUACUAGGCGGCAAGACACUCGUAACCUCGAAGCUGAUUGCGCAGACACAGCGGCUCUUGCCCUUUCCUCGCAAGAGUGUGGUUAUUCUGGACAGCAUCGACCGCAUUGAGGGUCGCCAUGUCCCACCGGGAACGUCUGUCAUAUGCCUUGCCGAGCUGGACAGGCCCAUCUUCGCCGACGAUGUGUCCCCCAGCCGGAUGCACGCUUUGCAAACCGUCUUUGGCACUGCCGCCAACAUUCUCUGGGUCACCCAAGGCGGCCGAUUCGGCGGCGAACCCCUGUCGAGCAUGACCGUCGGCCUCGGACGGGCUCUGUCGGAAGAGCUCCCUCACUUGAACCUCCAGUUCCUGGAUGUCGAGGAUCAGCGCCAGCUGAAGGCUGGAGUGCUGGCAGAGACCUUCCUGAGACUCUUGCUGUCGACGAACUCUGAGAUGGCCUCGAAGCGGGAGAGAAUGCUGUGGACGGUCGAGCCAGAGCUCUACUUUGACGGGGAGACGAUUCAGGUUCCUCGCGUUGUUCUGGAUGCACCGGCGAACGACAGGAUCAACGCUUCGCGGCGCAGGAUCACACACAGCCUGAAUACCGACACGUCUUCCGUGGAGAUACAGGUCCGCGAUACAUCUCUGCGGCUAUAUGAGAAGCAGAAGCAGGCGCGGGUGCAUGAUGAUGAUAUCGGUGCGGGACUCCGAGUCAGCAUCAGGGUCCAGUACUCAGCAGCGCUGCACCAAGAUGCGUCGCACAAAGAGGUUCUUUGCUUCGGUGUCUUGUCCGGCACCGAUCAAAAAGUCAUGGCAAUUUCGGACAGUCACGUCUCGUCCCUGCACCAUGUCCCGUCGGACAACAUCUUUUACUUGCCACCGCCCACCGACGCUGACCAUCUGAACCCUUCGGACGACGCUCUUGUGGUAGCAGUUGCGAGACAAGUCAUUGCCCAUGCAGUCCUGGCAGGCCUUAAAGAGGAAGGCAUUUCUUCUUCUCCUUCCGUCGUCGUUUACGGUGCCGACCCAGGGCUAGCACAGGUUCUCACUCGUCAGUCGAGAUCAAAGCUGGGCGCCUCCUCCUACAACCUUAGUUUCGCAUCUUCCUCGAGUCGGAACGACGUACCGGACAGCUGGAUUCGUCUUCGCCCAAGCAUGACCGAGGACUCGAUCAAGCGUACUCUUCCGGCCAUUUCCGGGCGGCUUAUCGAUCUCUCGGGCGAUGCAAAUAACAUGCUUUCGCGACUGCCUAGCACUUGGAAGGUACACAGAUACGCUGUGUAUCGAGGGGUCAGCCCGAGAGAGCAGCUACGAAAAGCCUUUGAAGGUCUCGCAGCACAUCAUACCGACCCUAACGUAUCAGUUCAGGACCACUUCGUUACGUCCGUUGAACAGCUCUCGGCGCCUUCGUCGGCAUCUCUCACUACCUACCCCGGCGUGGUGGACUGGACCCAGGCCCACGAGUUGCCUGUGGAGAUGAAGCCGUUGGAUGUGACGCAGCUCGUACACCCAAACAAAACAUACUUCAUGGUCGGCAUGACCAGCGAGCUUGGCCUAUCCAUCUGCCGGUACCUGGUCGUCAACGGAGCCCGUUACAUGGUGCUCGCGAGCCGAAACCCCAGCAUCAGCGAGGACUGGCUCCAGGAGAUGGCGCAGUAUGGUGCUACAAUUCGUGUCAUCCGCCUGGACGUCUCAGACCUCCCAGCCCUGCGUGCUGUUGUUGACGAGGUUCGCCAGACGAUGCCCCCUAUCGGCGGAGUUUGCAAUGCCGCAUUGCUGCUCUCCGACAAGCUCUUUGUGGAUAUGAGCGCCGAAGAGAUGAAGGUUCCGUUCGGGGCAAAGGUCACGGGCACCAAGAACUUGGACAAGGUUUUCUCGGAUGCGGGCGGAAAGGAUAAACUUGACUUCUUCGUCCUGUUCUCCUCUCUCGGCAGCAUCUCAGGGAAUGCGGGCCAGUCCAACUACCACGCGGCAAAUAUGUUCAUGACCGGCCUCGCGGGGCAGCGCAGAACGAGGGGACUCCCCGCUAGCGUGAUCCACGUCGGCCUGGUCGUGGACGUCGGAUACGUUGCUCGAGCUGGUCGGCAGACCGAGGACUACCUGCGCAAGAGGUUCUAUCUGCCACUGUCGGAGCCCGACGUCCACAACAUGUUUGCCGAAGCCAUGCUCGCGAGCAACCCUGCUUCGGAGCGGGCCGAGAUCAUUUGCGGCAUGGAGCCCUCGGGAAACGGGGCCGGCGCGAAGAGGACAGCCCCCUGGAUUGCUAACCCUCGCUUCUCCCACAUGGUACUCCAGGAGAGCAAGGCCGAGACGCAAGACAAUAAGGGAUCCCAGGACGUGAACGUCCGGAAGCUGAUGGAAGCUAGCGAGUCGUUUGAGGAAAUCCAGGAGCUGCUCAAGGCCACGUUUAUGGCCAGGCUCGAGAGCAUCCUGCAGUUGGCCCCUGGCACAGCAAAGGGGGACAUGGCCCUCGUCGACCUGGGCUGCGAUUCUCUGCUGGCGGUCAAGAUCAGGGCCUGGUUUCUCGAGGAGAUUGCGGUCGAAGUUCCCGUACUCAAGCUCCUGGGCGGCGACACUAUUGCUCAGCUGUGCACCAUGGUCGCGUCCAACUUCAUCGCCGCCCGCUCGGCCGAUACGAAUAAGCCGGACGCUUCUUCCGAGACCAAGGCGGCCACCGACACUUCGCAGGAGAAGUCCACUGAUUCGGCAACAAGUUCAAGCUCCACAGCAUGGACACCCACGUCCCCGGGCAAUGGAGUUUCUUCAACUUCAUCCGGCGCCGGUGACUCGAAAGUGAUGACAACCGUUGGUCAUUCAUCUCGUUUCGGCGGAGACCAGGAAGUACCAAGCCCAGCUGAUUUCACCAAGUGUGAAAAGAUGUCGCGGGCUCAAGCAAGACUCUGGUUCUUGCGGACGUACCUUAAGGAUCCCACCACGUUUAACAUUGUCCACUCCUUCAACGUGCAGGGCCGUCUGCGUCCGCUCAGACUCAGAGACGCCUUCCAGCAGGUAUUGGCCCGCCAUGAGUCUCUCCGAACCUGUUUCUUCUUCGACCCGGACACCGGUGAGCCGCGGCAGGGUGUUCUGGCACAAGCCAGGGGUUCGAUGGAAAUAGUUUCAAAUUCUGAUGACGCCACUGCCGCCGAGCGCGCAUUUGAAGACUACAGGACUCGGCAGUGGGAUCUCGAGAAUGGCGAGGCGAUUGGGGCGACUCUGGUCUCGCACUCCCCAGAUAGCCACACGCUCGUCUUCGGUUAUCAUCACAUUCUCAUGGAUGGCACCGGCUACUACCUGUUCCUUCGAGACCUUGACCUCGCAUACAGAAUGGCACCUCUCAGUCCCGUCGGACUUCAGCCGUCCGAGUUCGCCUGCAAGGAAGCCGAGGGCAUCUCCGCCGGCAGGCUCGAGGAGCAGGUCAACUUCUGGAAAAAGGAGCAUUCUGAGCUCCCAGCCCUACUUCCCUUGCUCCCCUUCGCCCGCGUCAAGUCACGGAAGGCAUUUGAUGACUGGAACGGAAACACUUCCAGCCAUGAGACCUCGCCGGAACUGGUGGCCAACAUCAAAAGAGCAUGCCAGUCUCUGCGCAUCACCCCAUUCCACUUUUAUCUCGCCGCCGCCCACGCGCUGCUCUGCAGACUUCUCGAGAUCGACGACGUCUGCAUCGGCGUUGCCGACGCCAACAGAGCCGACGAGGGCCUGGCCAACACGGUCGGGUUCUUCCUGAACCUUCUCCCCCUGCGCCUCCGCCUCAACCAAGCUGGCGGACAGCCUGAGAUCUUUGCGGAUCUGGCCAAGGCAGUCUCCGCCAAGGUCCUCGCUGCCAACGAAAACGCGAGCGUUCCAUUCGAUGUCGUCCUGGACGCCGUGGGCGCCCCGAGGUCGCCGACCCACAGCCCUCUUUUCCAGGUUGCCGUCAACUACAGGAGUGUCGGUCUCGUCGAGUUGCCCGUCGGCGACUGCAGACUGUCGUCCAAGACGCACCACGACGCUCGCAACCCAUAUGACUUGGCGUUCAACAUGGCGCAGACCGGGUCAGGGACCUGCUUGAUCGAGUUGACUGCCCGAGAGAGCCUGUACGACUCCCAGGCCUGUGGUCUGGUUCUGGAUAUGUACAUCGGCCUGCUGGAACAGGUCUCUGCCAACCCGACCCUCCCCGUCAGCGAGAUCAACCUCUUUCCCUCCGGCAGCGGUAAUAGUCAGCAGUCUAUAGACAUCGGUCGUGGCCCCAUUGUCGACUUUGGCUGGCCGUCUACCUUGGUCGAGAAGUUCGACGACACUGCUGCCGACGAUCCCAGUGCGGUUGCAGUAGUAGACUCCAAAGAGCGGGUGAUGUAUGCCGAACUCAGUCUCCGAAGCAAUCAGAUAGCGGCGGCAUUGCUAGAUCUCGGUCCCGCGCCAGGAACAGCCAUCGCCGUGCUGUCGGAGCCUUCAGCCAACACGAUCGCCUCUAUGCUGGCCAUACUCCGCAUCGGCUGUGUUUACACGCCCCUGGAUCUGAGUCUCCCGGCGUCCAGACAUGCAGCCAUGCUCCAGGACGCGAAGGCGCCCCUCAUAAUAUGUCAUAACGAAACAGCAGACCUUGCUCGCCAGCUGCAAGGCCGCACCGCGGAGCAAUACACCCUGCUCAACACCAGCAGCACGCACCCGCCGCCACCACCACAAGGCGGGAGCCACAUCACCACCACCAUCGCCAACGCAUCCACCGCGGAGUCGCCCGCCUUCCUGCUCUACUCGAGCGGCUCGACCGGCACACCAAAAGGGAUCGUGCUGCACCAGGCCGGCAUCCUCAACUACCUCGCCUCCAAGAGCCGGCGGCUGGCGCUGCGGAAGGAGGUGGCCCUCCAGCAGAGCUCGGCGGGGUUCGACAUGUCGGUCGCGCAGAUCUUCAACGGGCUGGCGACGGGGGGGACCGUGGUCAUGGUCCCGCAGGCGUCGAGGGGCGAUCCGGUGGCGAUCGCCAGGCUGAUAAGGGAGGAGGGGGUGUCGUUUACGAUUGCCACGCCGUCGGAGUGUUUGUUGUGGUUGAGGUAUGGGAAUGAGUAUUUGAGGGACUCUGCCGCCUGGGUGCAUGCGUGUCUGGGCGGGGAGGUGGUGUCGGAGCAGUUGAAGAGGGAGUUUCGGCUGCUUGGGCGGGGGGGACUGGUCGUGACCGACUGUUAUGGCCCGACUGAACUAUCUUGCGCAACAACGUUUGAGACGAUUGCGUUGGGUUCUUCUCCCAACGAGGCGCCCCCUGACGACUUCUUUUCCGUCGGCAAGCCCAUCCCCAACACGUCCAUCUUCAUCGUCGAUCCCCAUGGAGAGCCAGUCCCCAUAGGCUUUCCCGGUGAGAUUUGGGUCGGGGGAGUGGGUGUCGCACUUGGCUACCACAACUCCGAAGAACUGAACACGGCAAAGUUCCUGCAAAACUCAUUCCUCGGACACGAACAGCACUAUGGCCCAACCAGGGUGUACAAGACCGGUGACCAAGGCCGCCUGCUCCAGGACGGAUCCCUCAUCUUCAUGGGUCGUCUCGACGGGGACAGCACCAUCAAGCUCCGCGGUCUCCGCAUCGACUUGGAUGACGUGGCUAGCACGCUCGUCCGGGCUUCUAGAGGGUUGGUAGCUGACGCCUGUGUCACUGUGCAAGGAGAUCCGGGAUUCCUUGUUGCCUACAUCGUGACUGCGCACGAUUCCACCGAGACGACUUCGGUGCAACUCGAGGGCGUCCUCAGAAACAUGGAUAUGCCCAGAUAUAUGGUCCCCACUCGCAUAGCCGUCCUGGACCGUCUACCCACGAGUUCAAACGGGAAAGUCGACCGCAAGGCUCUAGCAUCCUCGCCAAUACGUGCAAGCCUCUUGGACCUUGACUCCGGGUCCGGCACGUCUUCUCGACCAACACAACCUCUCUCUCUUCUCGAGGGCCAACUGAGGCUUAUAUGGGAGGAGGUUCUGGGACAUAAUCUGACCUCGUCCUUGACUCCCGAAUCCGACUUCUUCAUGGCGGGUGGAAACUCUCACCUACUGGUCAGACUCAGGUCGGCUAUCGAAGAAGCCCAGGGGGUCUCCGUCCCGCUUAGGGAUCUGUACGGCGCCAGCACUCUCGGCACCAUGGCGGAGACAUUGGCGUCGAACCUGGGCUCACAUACGAGCCGAACGGAGAUCGACUGGGACAGCGAGAUACAGUCUCUACUCCAACUGAUCGACAAGCCCGCCGUCACCCCCGUAGAACAACGCAUACCCAAAACUCAGGACAGACACAUCCUCCUCACCGGCUCCACCAGCUUCCUCGGCCUCGCCAUCCUCGACCACCUCCUCCAAGACCCAACCGUCUCCCAAAUCCACUGCAUCGCCGUCGCCCCCGACGCCCGCCACCUCCUCCCCUCAUCCUCCAAAAUCACCAUCUACACAGGCUCCCUCACCAGCCCCCACCUCGGCCUAACCCAGCCCGAAACCGCCCACCUCCAAAACCAAACCGACCUCAUCAUCCACGCCGGCUCCACCGGCCACUGCCUCAACACCUACUUUUCCCUCCUCACCCCCAACGUGCACGCCACCGUCCGCCUCGCCAACCUCGCCCUGCCGCGCCGCAUCCCCUUCCACUUCAUCUCCUCCAACCGCGUCGCCCUCCUCCUCUCCAGCAGCAGCAGCAGCACCACCACCACCACCACCACUACCACCACCAGCAGCACCACCAUCACUGCUGCAGCAGCAGCAGCAGCAGAAGCAGCACCACCCCCCAUCUCCGCCGCAUCCCACCCCCCGGUAGCAAUGCGCGACGGCUCCGAGGGCUUCACCACGACCAAGUGGGCGAGCGAGGUGGUGCUGGAGCGGGGCGUGGCGUGCCAGGCCGGGCAGGAAGUGUGCAUCCAUAGACCAUGCGCGCUGGUGGGCGCGCAGGCGCCGGCGUAUGACGCGCUGAAUUCGUUGUUAAGGUUUUCGAGGUUGAUGGGCGCGGUGCCGAGGUUGGGGGACGGUGUGGAGGGGUUUUUGGAUUUUAAGGGGGUGGGGGAGGUGGCGGGGGAUGUGGUGCGGGAGGCCCUUUCUUUUUCUUCUUCGAGGGGUGAUGGGGGGGUUGGCCCGGUUGGGGUUGGAGUUGGAGGGGGGGUGAGGUUUAGGCACCAUUCGAGUGGGAGGAGGGUGCCGGUGGGGAGGUUUAGGGAGCAUAUGGAGGAGUUGUACGGGAUGGGGUUUGAGGAGGUGGAGAUGGGGGUCUGGAUUGAGCGGGCGAGGGGGUUGGGGAUUGAGGAGUUGAUUGUGAGUUAUUUGGAGGCGUUGGUGUCCAAGGGGGAGACGAUGGUGUUUCCGUAUAUGGGUGCGAGUGCUGAUGAGUGA